Aspergillus caelatus is the source of this 1820-nucleotide messenger RNA. RefSeq names its product acyl-CoA desaturase. The record is from RefSeq and is a predicted model, not a curated record. Gene Ontology annotation, biological process: unsaturated fatty acid biosynthetic process. Gene Ontology annotation, molecular function: iron ion binding; stearoyl-CoA 9-desaturase activity; heme binding. NCBI's taxonomy places the organism in Eukaryota, Fungi, Ascomycota, Eurotiomycetes, Eurotiales, Aspergillaceae. The transcript is spliced from 2 exons. The coding region runs from base 256 to 1644 and encodes 462 amino acids. Gene Ontology annotation, cellular component: endoplasmic reticulum membrane.
UUUAGCCCCAACGUCUUCUAUGACAACAUCCGUAGAGAUUCACUCACUGCAAUUCUCUCUAGAUCCAAUUGUUGAGCGAAUAUUUGAAAGAAACUUGAAUCAUGCCACUUGAAAUUGUAGAUCGUGUUCAUAUACAUAGGAGCCCACUGCUGGCGUGGGAUUAUAUUUACACACUUUCGCCCGCCAAACUUCGUGCCUUUCACCCCAUCUUAUUCUGGACCAUUACACAUUCUAGGCUAUCAUACUUGACCUCUAAUGUCAAAGAGGCCCAAGAUGGCACUCGAUGCGAAAUCACCAGCAGCUACUCCUCUAAACGAUGGCACGACGGACUACGUUCCUAUGAGAAAAAAGUACAACUCCAAGGAGCCGCACAUAACUGAGCAACCCAUCACUUGGGGCAACUGGUACAAGCAUGUAAAUUGGCUGAACUGUUUCUUUAUUCUCUUAAUCCCCUUCCUAGGCUGUCUUGGAGCCUAUUGGACACCUCUCCAGCUCUAUACGGGCAUCUUCGCCGUUGUAUACUAUUUCAACGCAGGUCUUGGCAUCACGGCCGGAUACCACCGCUGCUGGGCCCACAGAUGCUACAAAGCAACCCUCCCAUUAAGGAUCUACCUUGCCGCCGCAGGAGCGGGUGCAGGACAAGGCUCGAUCCGAUGGUGGUCCCGAGGCCACCGGUCCCACCACCGGUACACCGACACAGAGAAGGACCCAUACUCGGUCCAGAAAGGUUUCUGGUAUUCGCAUAUUGGAUGGAUGGUGAUAAAGCAGAACCCGAAACGGAUCGGUCGCACGGACGUCACUGAUCUCGACGCCGAUCCUGUCGUCGUCUGGCAGCACACCAACUAUAUCAAGUCAGCUCUGUUCAUGUGUCUCGUGUUCCCAACUUUAGUCUGCGGCUUUGGCUGGGGUGAUUGGCUUGGGGGGUUCAUCUAUGGUGGAAUCCUUCGCGUCUUCUUUAUUCAACAGGCCACCUUCUGCGUCAAUUCUCUUGCCCAUUGGAUCGGCGAACAACCCUUCGAUGAUCGCAAUUCCCCAAGAGACCAUGUCAUAACUGCCUUCGUCACCCUCGGUGAGGGCUACCAUAACUUCCACCACGAGUUCCCAUCGGACUACCGUAACGCGAUCGAGUGGUGGCAGUACGAUCCCACAAAAUGGUCUAUCUGGAUCUGGAAACAGCUCGGUCUCGCCUACGACUUGAAACAAUUCCGCCAGAAUGAGAUCGAAAAAGGUCGCAUCCAACAGCUACAGAAGAAGCUAGAUCAAAAGCGCUCUACUCUCGAUUGGGGCAUUCCCCUCGACCAGCUUCCCAUAAUGGACUGGGACGAGUUCGUUACCCAAGCCAAGAACGGCAGAGCCCUUGUUACUAUCGGGGGCGUUAUUCAUGAUAUUACGAGUUUUAUUAAGGAGCACCCCGGUGGCAAGGCAUUCAUUUCGUCGGCGGUUGGUAAAGACGCUACUGCUAUCUUCAAUGGCGGGGUUUAUAACCAUUCUAAUGCCGCCCAUAACUUGCUUUCGACCAUGCGAGUCGCCGUUCUCCGUGGCGGGUGUGAGGUGGAGAUUUGGAAGCGUUCUUUGCCGGAUGGUAAGAUGCCGAUGCUGACGGACUCGGCUGCGCAUUGUUCGUGCUGGAGAUCAGGUUACUAGAACGGCGCAACCAGUUCCUAUGAUGAGUGCUGAAGCUAGAUAAGACACGUGUUCCUUUUUCUUUGUUUUUUUUUUAUUUUUUUUUUCUUUUUUCUAAGAAUGCUCGAUGAAUAGCAUGACCAAUAAUAUUUAUACCCUACUCCAUUGCAAAUACAGAUAUGUUGUAUGUGCUCGCA